Lactuca virosa is the source of this 729-nucleotide messenger RNA. The record is from the annotation of a GenBank genome assembly. Lineage: Eukaryota; Viridiplantae; Streptophyta; Magnoliopsida; Asterales; Asteraceae.
AUGUCUGAUGAAAUUGUGGAAAUGAGCAUGAGAAAGAAAAAGGGUUUUUGCAAAGAUGACAUACCAUCAUUCGAUUUGAGAAUAACACAAUUGAAUGAGGAAGAUAAGAAUAUGGAUGAUAAGGAAGGAAGUAAGACAGUAAUUAGAUAUACAAAAAAAUCUGUAGCGGAAGACAAACUGAAGAAAAGAACUAGAAAAGAUCUUAUGGAAAGUGAAUUGGUGCAUGUUGUUGAUUUCAAAAAUGGGAAAGGUAAAAGGAAGGGGAAACUUGGACAAUUGGUGUGUUCACCUUAUGUAGAUCGGAUUACGGACGUGGAUGAGGCGGUUAAAGAUGAUGAAAACGUUGUGGCUCAAAGCAUAAUAGCAUGGGGGAAAGAUAAAGGGGAAAUUAUAUGGGAAACUAUUGAAGGUCAUGGAAUGCAUUUGGAAGCUGCACGUACGUUAGCUAUGAGAACAAAAGUGCAUACCAAUGUAAUAGACGCGUGGGCUGCUUUCCUUAAUAAAACUGAGGAACUGAAGUCAGAGGCUUCUUACUCUAGGAUGUACUUCACAUGCGAUACGAUUACAAAUUACAUGGUUAAUGAAGCUGUAGAUGAGGAGCUGAGGUACAAUAAAUUCAGAAUUAUGUUUGUAGCUGUGAUUAAUGACAUAGCGGACAAACCAGAUUUGAAAACGGUGGACUUGGUUUUCAUACCAAUUGUUGUUGAUGACAGUUACUGCCUAGUGUGA